AGGAAACUUGAUUAAAUCGUAAAAUUUGUGAAAAUAAAAUAGAAAAAUUAGGAAAAACCCUUGGAAAAAGUGCGUAAAAUGCAGAUGAACAUUUAGUGCAUCGUUUCACACCGCAAACACGUCAUUUAAUGCAGCUAUAAUCAAUAAAAUCAGUAAACCGACGACGACGCUCCUUUUCUUGAACUGAGUUAAGUAUGGAUAAGGAUAGCGAGCGAGAGAGAAAGCACCAACAACAGCAGAAUGAAAGACAACAAGAAAUAGUCAUAGCAACUGGAGGUUCUGUCGAUGAGCAUUUUGAAGAGUCGUUGAGGCGGGCAAAGGAAAAGCAUCAACAACAACAGCAGCAGCAGCAACAGCAACGAUCACCAUGGAACAGCACGUUGCCAUUGAGCGUUCAUCCUCCCCUGAGUCACUCGUCAAUUCUCAUGCCCGGCAUGUUGACAUCCGCGCCGCAAUCUGUGUUAGCACCGCCCGUUCCUCCGACGCAAGCCACAAUUAGCAUAACAUCGAGAACUGAUCUUAGCAAAAGUAGUCAAAACUUGUCGCAAUUGAAUUCGCAGCAAUUGUACGAGGCACAACGAAAAGUCGCCCUUGGCAUUCCCCCAAACUACCAAGCGGAUCGCAGUCGAAAGGAGUUCGAUAAGCAACGAAAUGACUAUUUCAACUCGUUCAUGUCGCGCAUGCCGCUCGAUUGGAGUCAACAAGCGGAAAUUGAGAAGCAACAACAACGCGUGCAUGCCCAAGUUCAAGCCCACGUGCAAGCCCAAGCGCAGCAACAGGCCCAGCAGGCGGCGCAAAAACAAGCGCAGCAACAAGCUCAAGCUCAACAGCAAAAACAGAUGCAAUAUUCGCAAAAAUACGCGGCAAUUCCGCAGCAACAAUCGCCCUCCGCGAAGCCAGAUUUGUACAAAUUGGGCUCAGAUGCCGCCAGCAUAACGCCCAUCGGCUAUUCAUUCGCGCCGUAUAUCGCGCGAGACUCCAAGGGACAGCUGAAAGAGCAUCCGUCGCCGCAGUUGCUGCACGAAAUGCAGCAAAAUAGUCAGUCGGGCGUCAUCGUGAAGCACGACACAAAGUCAUCGCAGCAAAAAAGUUCGUUGCAUCAGCCGUACGCGAAUAUUCCGUCGUCAGUUUCGCAUCAUCCGGCUUACGAUUCGUAUCCGUCGGCACCCGUUGUGAACAAUUCCGAUCGCUAUGCACGUGGUUUGGCCACAAUUUCGACAUCGCCGCAAAAUCAACAACAACCCCCAUCGCAAAAACAAUCGCCGCAGCCAAGUCAUCGUCAAACGCCGCCAAAUUCGUCGUACAACAUGAUUGUCGUCGGCAAUCCGGCGAAACAAAAAGUCUCGUCGCCCGCCCCAUCUCACGUCUAUGGCAAACCGGAGCCCGCUUCGCCGAUGCACACGCCGCACAAUCGAACGCAAGAAGUCCCGCAGCCGCAUCCCGCAGUCAAACCCAUUUUUCAUCAGCAAAUUUACGGUCCGCCCAUGGCGCAUACCUCGCGAACUCCCGAAACGAAGCAAAUUUACCCAUCGCCCACGUCAAAUCUGCGUCCCCAAACUCAUUCUGUGCCAAUUUCUGGUAUUCCAUUGCAACUUUCCUCAAGUCCGUUGCCGCCGCCGCCCGAAUCUCACACCUCGGGUGUUUCGCCGCAUCACUUGGAUGUCGUCAAAAACUUCAGCACGAGUCCCAAGAUGCGCGGAGGUCCCUCUCCGGUUAGCGAACAAACGCAACCCUUGGAUUUGGGAGUCGCUUCGAGCAGCAAAUCGCGCGAAAAUGACUCGGGACGACGAAAAGCCUCGCCAUUCCCCGUUACGAGCUUGAUCGAGACGAAAAAGAUGCGCACGGAACCGCCCUCGUCGCAAAUUUCACACACAACCAUCGAGCUGCUUCAUUCGCAGCAACUGAAUUUGAGUCAAAAAGAAACUCAGGACGAGAAAAAACCAAAAUUCGAGCCGAUGCAAGUUGAUACGCCGAGUCCGCAGGGAAGAAUUACCCCGAAAUCCGUCGAGGCGACAAAUAACAACAACAACAAUUCGAAUAGCGGAUCAGCUACGCCAACUCCUCCGUCGACGCCGCAAUUGCAAAAUACGACGACAGAAGCCCCGAAAGUAACAACAACGACUCAAUCGACGACGACGACGACGAAUCAAACGACGACAACAACAACAACAAGUUCCUUUACAGCGCCGCGUCACUUGAAGAAGGCAUGGUUGCAACGACACACGGGCGAAGAUAUCGAAGAUACGACGGGCGUCAUUGGCAGCGGAAAUUGCAUUAAGUUGCCGUUGAAGCUGGAAAAUGCAGCGGGACAAAUCAAAACGAACACUCUUGUGACGGGAAACGGUAAAGAGGAGCCGGCAGCCAAUAAUGUCAAGGAAGAGAAUAACUCGGUUUCAGAAAACAAGCUAGUACAAAUGAAGAAGGGACGCGAAACUUCCAACAGUAAUAACGUACAAAGCAAUUCCAACAACAACAAAGACGAAACCAACGAGAGCAACGAGCAGAAGGAUGCUUCCGGUUCCGAUAUUGAAAGUGAAAGUGAGAAAAACAGCGACACUGAUAAGGAAAGCGUGUCAGGCAAAAGUGAUUCAGGCACGAAACGAAUCAACAACGGCACACGACACUCCGUCACGAGCAGAAAUGAGCCCCGCAAACGAGGAAGAAAGCCAAAAUUAAUCAAAGAAGAGAUCAAUUUAAAGAAGAAACAAAUAAUCGCAGCAGUCAAAGCAGAAAAUGAUCCAUUUUGCAAGCCACCGAUUGCUCAACUCAAAAAGACUGGCGAACCAUUUUUGCAGGAUGGACCGUGCUUCGAAGUUGCACCAAAACUUGCAAAAUGUCGCGAAUGCCGCUUGACGCCGAGCCAACGUUUCAAAACUGUCGCGUCGAAUAUCUUUUGUCGCUUUUAUGCGUUCAGGAAGCUCAAAUAUAACAAAAAUGGUCAAUUAGCGAUAGCGGGAUUUUCCGAUCCAAUUCACGAUCCAAAGGAAGACGAUCUCAAGCUCUGGGUGCCUGAUGUUGAUUCGCCGCCCCCUGAUUUGGACUUGCAAGUUGCGAGAUUCUUGUUGGCGCAAGUAGCUGAUCAAUUUUGUGAUUUGUUGCAUCAGGAGAAGGAAGCUCUCAAGGAGAAUAUGUCUGAUGAUAAGACUGUCGCAUGGAAACGCGUUGUACAAGGCGUUCGUGAAAUGUGUGAUGUGUGCGAAACGACACUCUUUAAUUUCCAUUGGGUGUGCGAGAAAUGUGGUUUUGUCGUUUGUAUUGAUUGUUAUAAGAGUCGCAAACACGACGGCGAAGACGAAGACGACAAGAAAAAGCGCAAAUUGUGGGGCGAACCAUCAAAAGAUCGCGACGAAUUCUCAUGGCUCUUGUGCUCAAAUCGCAGCGCGCACGAUCAGGAACGUCUCAUGCUCACACAAAUCAUCGCUGGCGACUCUCUCAACGCUUUAGGUCGUCAAGCACACGAGCUGCGAGCCCUCUGGGACAUUCAACAGUACUGCGGCUGCCCGAUGAGCAAAGAUCCUCCGCCAAAAGCAAUGAAAACUGUGUGCAAAGAGUACAUAACAAAACUCCUGAAGAACGAAAACGCCAAAAAUAAAUCCCUCGACUGCAAAAACAACUCAAUAAAGGUCGAAAACGACGCCAGCGGCGACGGCGAGAACCAAAACUCGUUAAAAUGGCUCGCUGAUGUCGCAUUGAAGCAAGAACCGGGCUUGAAUGGGUUCGAAGACGACAAAAAUAACGUCGACAAGGAACUGGAAGACGACGAUGGACAUUCCGCACUGCGAAAUUUGCUGACAAGACCUUCGAGCAAGAACAAGGACGGCGAAUCGUUCAAAAAACCACCCAAAAAGACAAAAAUCGAGUCGAACGAUGUGAUUGGGAAGUACAAUAAAGGCGAAGAAGAGACAGAUAUCACGAGCAAAAGUGUCGAAUUGAAGCAUUUUAUCACGAAAAAUCGCAAAAAACGGAGUUACAUGCCAAUUCGCAUCAUGACGCAUCAACAAUCGAACGUUUUGUAUCCGAAUAUUCCGCAUCAGUGGCUCUGCGACGGGAAAUUGCUCAGGUUACUCGAUCCGCAUGCCGAUAACUUCCGUUUGUUCCAAGAACAGUGGAAACGCGGGCAACCCGUGAUCUGUUCCGAUGUUUCAAAGAAGCUAAAUAUGAAUUUAUGGACUCCGGAAGCCUUUUCCAACGACUUUGGCGAAGACAAGAACGACUUGAUCAACUGCAUGAGCGGAAAUAUCGUCCCGAAUCAGCCGAUGAAGAAGUUUUGGGACGGGUUCGAGCACUUGACACGUCGUUUGAAGGACGAUAACGGCCAAAUGAUGCUGCUGAAGUUGAAAGAUUGGCCUCCAGCAGAAGAUUUUGCCGAAAUAAUGCCAACUCGAUUCACGGAUCUCAUGAAAGCGCUUCCCUUGGGUGAUUAUACGCAACGCGAGGGAAAGUUAAACUUGGCAAGUCGCCUUCCGGAUUGUUUUGUGCGUCCCGAUCUCGGUCCGAAGAUGUACAACGCUUACGGAUCCGCCCUUUAUGCGAACAAGGGAACGACAAAUUUGCAUCUUGACAUUUCGGAUGCCGUCAAUGUCAUGGUUUACGUGGGAAUUCCGCGCGAUGGCAACGCUGACGAGCACAUCAAAGAAGCUUUUCGUGCAAUUGACUCCGCUGGAUGUGAUAUUCUGACACGGCGUCGUGUUCGCGAGAAAAACGAACUUCCGGGCGCUCUUUGGCACAUUUACGCCGCAAAAGAUGCCGACAAAAUCCGAGAUUUGCUCAAUAAAGUGAGAAUCGAGAACGGCGAGCGACUUUCGCCCGAUCAAGAUCCCAUUCACGAUCAAAGUUGGUACUUGGAUGGUCCGUUACGUGAACGCCUGUACAAAGAAUAUGGCGUCGAGGGAUAUCCCAUCGUGCAAUGUUUGGGCGAUGCCGUUUUUGUACCUGCCGGAACGCCGCAUCAAGUCAGAAAUUUGCACAAUUGCAUCAAAGUCGCGGAGGAUUUUGUGUCGCCCGAGAAUGUUUCGCACAGUUUUCAAUUGACGCAAGAAUUUCGCGAGCUAUCCGAUACUCACAGCAAUCACGAGGACAAGUUGCAAAUCAAAAAUAUUAUUUAUCACACGAUCAAAGAUGCGAUCGCUUGUUUGUCGCAUUUGGUUAGCAAUGAAAUCAGCGAGAGUCAGUCGUCGUCAUUUACGUUCCCGAAUCAAAGGAACAACAGUCCGAACUCGUCGUCGUCCAAUACGCUGCAAAGUAAUGCAAUUUCGACGAGCGUAAAGUUAUGAUUUCUUUCUGAGCAAAGCAUUGUGAUGAGUAAAACUAUCGUUUUUAUCGAGUAAGAAAAAAAAAUAUAAAAAUUAAAACAAAAGAACUAAAAAAAAACAUUUAGAGAUAUGAAAAAUGUGAUAAAAUUGUUUUAAUUG
Messenger RNA from Culicoides brevitarsis, 5411 nucleotides. It is a transcript of the gene Kdm3, whose product is annotated as lysine-specific demethylase 3A. Gene Ontology annotation, biological process: regulation of transcription by RNA polymerase II. Gene Ontology annotation, molecular function: transcription coregulator activity; chromatin DNA binding; histone H3K9 demethylase activity. The transcript has 10 exons. Bases 195 to 5273 code for a protein of 1692 amino acids. Gene Ontology annotation, cellular component: histone deacetylase complex; chromatin. NCBI's taxonomy places the organism in Eukaryota, Metazoa, Arthropoda, Insecta, Diptera, Ceratopogonidae. The record is from RefSeq and is a predicted model, not a curated record.